Molecule: messenger RNA, 2200 nt
Organism: Osmerus eperlanus (European smelt)
Lineage: Eukaryota; Metazoa; Chordata; Actinopteri; Osmeriformes; Osmeridae
Product: perforin-1-like
Exons: 3
Coding region: 119-1939 (606 amino acids)
Biological process (GO): defense response to virus; T cell mediated cytotoxicity; immunological synapse formation
Cellular component (GO): membrane; membrane attack complex
Molecular function (GO): wide pore channel activity
Source: RefSeq, a predicted model, not a curated record
CUGUCAACUGACGGCCGUGCAGUAACAGAACCUUUGCCAGAUUCAUCCUGACGAGCAUCUUCAUGAUCAUCUUCCUAAGUCUUCAUCUUCGUCAUAAGCACCCCACAGCGUCUGGGAUAUGUUUGGAAUCCGCACAGCACUGCUUGUCCUGUGGCUGUGUGGGGGCCUCCUCCUGCCCCCUGCCCAGCCCGCGUGCACCACAGGCCGGGCAGCAGAGUGCAAGAACACCCCCUCAGCCCCGGGAACAGACCUGGCCGGAGAGGGCUUUGACGUGGUCACCAUGGAGCGCAAGCGGGCCUAUGUGAUCGACGUGGACACCUGGAAGAAAGACGAGGACGGGGGCUGCACCCUCUGUGACAACCCCUACAUGGACGGCAACAAACAGAAGCUACCCGCGGCCGUGGUGGACUGGCGGCCACUGCAUCAGUGUCACAUGAAAGUGUCCAGCAGUGUGUAUGAUUCCAGCGAGAGCUUCGUCAAGGACAGCCACAGCGAGGUGGACGCCAGCUGGAAGGUGGGUUUGGACGUCAUUACCCCGCAAAUCACGGCGUCUAUGGUGGUGGGCGGUACUCACUCUCGGGUGGCCAAGACGGUGAUGUCCCAGUCCAAGCAAGACAAGUACAGUUUCAUCAAGCAGGAUGUACACUGCUCCUAUUACAGUUACCGUCUGAUAGAAAAGCCGCCCCUCCACCCAGAGUUCUCCCGCAGCUUGAACAACCUCCCCCUGCUCUACACCGAUCAAACCAAGCCUGAGUACAAGCACUUCCUGAACACCUUCGGAACCCACUUCAUCCAUAAGGUCCAACUGGGCGGCCGGGUGAAAAGCGUGACCUCGCUGCGCGUGUGCCAGGCGUCGCUGGAAGGCUACAAAGAGACGGAGGUCAAGGACUGCCUGGAGGCCGAAGCCUCCGUUGCCACAACUACCGGAACCGCCGACCUCAAAACGGAGACCAAGUUCUGCAAGCAGGACCUAAAGAAGCGUGACACCAAAGAGAGCUUCCACAACACCUUCAAAGAGAGGUUCACCGAGGUGGUGGGCGGCCAAUCAGACGGCUCUGCUGACCUGCUCUUCGCCAAGACAGGGACCGACGCCUUCAGUAAUUGGCUGGGGACCUUAAAGACCACCCCUGACAUCAUCACCUAUUCCAUGAGUCCGCUGCACCGGCUGGUGAAGAAUGAGAAGAAGAGCGCGGGGCUGAAGAAGGCGGUGGAGGACUACAUCCUGGAGAGUGCACUUGCGCUGCGCUGCUCUGACAAGUGUACCGGUUCCUCCAACCCCAGUGCCCGCGACACCUGCCAGUGUGUCUGCCAGGCCAACCAGCAGACAACCAGCCAGUGCUGCCCCCAGGAGAGAGGUCUAGCCCGCUUAACGGUCAAGGUGAUGCGCGCUAAAGGCUUAUUUGGCGACACCACGUCACAGACCGACGCCUUUGUCAAAGUAAUUGUGGGUACCAAAGCAAUCCAGACCACUGUGAUCCAGGACAACGACAACCCUCGCUGGAACCAACAGUUUGACAUGGGCAUGAACUGGGGAAAGGUCUCCUUGGACAGCAAGCUGAAGGUGGAGGUGUGGGACGAGGACAAACACUGGUGGAAGUCGUGGGACGACCUCCUGGGCUCCUGCAGCAAGCCUCUCAAACAGGGCACCCACGAGGAAAUGUGCCCCAUGAACCACGGCACCAUCUUCUUCUCCUACAUGGUCGAGUGUGCAGCGGGGCUGGGGGGCCCCACCUGCAGCGAACACGUGCCGUCCCCCAUGGCCUCUGACCACAGCGACCUCUACACCUCUCGCAACUCCCUCAACGUCACCAGUGAGUUCCUGGCUCAGGUCAGGGCUGGUCAGACCCAGCUUGACCCUCUGACCUUUAUUAGGAAGCAGAAGGGGGCUGGGGGAGAUGUCAAAGGUCACUCUCGUCUGCAUGUUCUCAAUGAGUUGUGAGAGUUCGGUGUGUCGGUUUGAAGGCACUGCUUGCUUGGCCUGUCAUUCACAUGAUUUCUUUCUGAUUAGAUAUUUUUUUACAAUGGUCUUUUUCAUAUACUUGACAUCAAGACAAUAAUCAAUUGACAAAGCUAAAGAGGAAACGAACUAAAUCAAUUUUUUGAGCACAUGUAUGUUCCCUUUCUGAUGGGCUGAUGUUUAUCUUCACUAUUUUGUAGUCUCUUUAUGUACAUGUACCAACUAUCUCAUACUUUCCCUGCU